CAUAUUGUCGAGUGUGGGCUGGGGGUGGGAAGAGUGAGGAGGAAGGAGGAGCUCCUCUGGUGAGGCUGGAGAUACCGGACUACAAUAUAAUUAUAAAUCAGUGUGAGGUUGUGGAGGCGACGGGAGCAGGAAUUGGGCUAUGAAAGGAGUUCUUUUGGCCGCUGCCGCUAUGCAGGAGACUUUCGGUUGCGCUGUCACUAAUCGCUUCGACCAGCUGCUGGAUGAUGAGUCCGACCCGUUCGACAUCCUGCGGGAGGCCGAGGAGAAGAAGCAGAAGAAGAAGAAAGAGGAAGGAGGCCGCAAAACCAGAGCCGGGAGUGGGGCCUCGGGCAGCUCGGCGGCAUCAACCGCUGGUGCCGCGUACGCCUCGGCUUCGAACUCGACCAAAGCCGGCAGGAGAGAAUCUCAAAAAGCCCGGAAAAUCCCGGCGGGCGUCGAGGCCGGUAACAGGCCCGGGGGAACAUCCAGCACCGAAAAUGUCUUCCUUGGAGGAGGAGGACAGCGGAGAGAAGGCCCAAAGAGGGGCCCAAAAAGGGCAGAAUUGCGAGGACAGAAUGAGAACCAAGAUAUUGAAAGGAAAACUGAAAGACCAGAACGUAGAGUUGUAUUCCGAGAACGGCGCCCAAAUGAAACUGAAGGAGCUACUGAAUUUUCAUUAGAAGCACCAAUUGACAGGGUGGACAGACCAAUAAAAGGCCGUGGAGGUGGCAGAGGACGUGGAAGAGGACGAGGUGGAUUUCCCAGGAGUGUUGAUGGAUUUGAUCCAAGAGGAAAACGAGAAUUUGAAAGGCAUAGCGGAAAUGACAAAGUGGGAUUGAAACCAGAGGACAAAAGGGGUGGAAGUGGAUCUCGAAACUGGGGAGCAGUCAGAGAUGAUCUGAGAGAGACUGAGACAACUCCAGUUGAAGAGGCAACUGAAAUGGAAGAACCCCAAGAUGCACUUGAAGGCGAUACAGAGAACAAACUGAAUGAAGGGGAGCAUGAAGCAACGGUAGAUGAUGGUCCACAUGAAAUGACUCUGGAUGAAUGGAAGGCGCUUCAGGAACAGACCCGCUUCAAGAAGGAAUUCAACAUCCGCAAACCAGACUCCAGUGUUUUGUUGAAGGCAGUUGUGAUCCAUAAGUCUAAAUAUGAAGGGGAUGAACAGAAAGAGGAAUCUGAUGAGGAAGAUCACCAUUACUUUAGACGAUCAGCAAAUGACAUCACUUCCAAAUUAGACAUUAACUUCGGCAGUCUUACACGCCCUGGUCGAGGACGUGGUGGUGCUAGAGGCCGUGGAAGAGCCAAGCGAAUUGCUGAAACCAGGCCAGAAAUGCCAGCUGUGGAUAUGGUAAAGACACGGGUAAGUGCUCCCAAUCCUGAUGACCCUGAGGACUUCCCAGCUCUUGCCUGAAGCAACAUUGAAAUUGUAGCUGGCACCGGUCUUGAAGAAAGUAAGUUUUGGCACAUCACAAAGAGAGGCUUUUUGCUUCAGUGCGCAACACCGACUACAAGGAGUGGCAGUUGGCUCGCAUCUACUGAAAUUGGACUUUUCUGUUCACUACUGAAUGUGAAUAGACUUCACUCAAUGUGUGUGGGUGAAAGAUGGGUGGAAUAUGGCAUUUCUCCUGAGUUUUCAGCACCUCACUUUGUGCUUACUUUGUGUGAUAUUGGCAAAUGUCUUAAACUGCUGAAGAGAGGUAUAUUUGAUGUUUAAAAAAUGCUAUAUAUUAAAAAUAUUGAAUUGUUUGCUUGAUUUGUAAUGGUUUCCUGAAAAAAAGCACACGGGUAAGAGAAUGCACCCUAUAUUCUGACAAAGAUGGUCUAUCAUUUGGUAUUUGUAAAUUUUGAAGUAGUGCAGGCAUGUUAUGGAAGUGGCCUGUUUUGGUGCCCAUUCAAAAGUAGCUGCAAUUGCAACUUUGAAGCCAUUUUAAACAUUACGUGCACAUGUCCUUGAACUUGAAAAGUUGCUUAUUAGACCACAAAUUCAGAAAACAACAAAAGAAAACCUUUUUCCCCUAGUGUCAGUUUUUGGAAGCCAAGUGUUAAAUUUGUGAAGUUUGGACUAACUUAUGUAAAGGGGAAAGACUGCAUAAUUUGCCUUUUUGGUAAAUAUGAUUGUGAAAACUUGAUAGAAUAAAUGCAGAUUUGUUGAAAGUUA
Messenger RNA from Rhincodon typus (whale shark), 2140 nucleotides. RefSeq lists its product as uncharacterized. Gene Ontology annotation, biological process: positive regulation of translational initiation; positive regulation of RNA splicing. Lineage: Eukaryota; Metazoa; Chordata; Chondrichthyes; Orectolobiformes; Rhincodontidae. The transcript has 8 exons. Gene Ontology annotation, cellular component: cytoplasm; nucleus. Gene Ontology annotation, molecular function: RNA binding. The coding region runs from base 140 to 1393 and encodes 417 amino acids. The record is from RefSeq and is a predicted model, not a curated record.